Molecule: messenger RNA, 1651 nt
Organism: Biomphalaria glabrata
Lineage: Eukaryota; Metazoa; Mollusca; Gastropoda; Planorbidae
Product: CCR4-NOT transcription complex subunit 7-like
Exons: 7
Coding region: 231-1106 (291 amino acids)
Cellular component (GO): P-body; CCR4-NOT core complex; CCR4-NOT complex
Molecular function (GO): nucleic acid binding; poly(A)-specific ribonuclease activity
Source: RefSeq, a predicted model, not a curated record
UUUGUGAUCCUCAAUGCAGAAGAGCUAAAAAAAAUAAUAGAAAAGCAUUUGAUUUUCUGAUGUUUGUUGAGAAAAAAUAGACAUCUAUUGAUCUAAAUUCUAAAUAAACUAGUCUAAGUCUAGAUCUAGAUCUAUAUAUCUAGUCAAUAGUGAUGCAGAGUAGAUCUAUCUAGACUAGAUAAGGACUAUUCGAUCUAGAUCUUUUAUAAGGUUGAAGAAAUCACUACAAAAUGCCAGCUGUCUUAGAGGAUCAUGGAAUACGAGAUGUUUGGGCCUCAAAUAUGGAGGAAGAACUGAGAAACAUCAGCAGAGUUGUAAAAACUCAUCGAUACAUAGCCAUGGACACAGAAUUUCCAGGUGUUGUCGCAAGACCUAUUGGAGAGUUCAGGUCAACACAAGAGUAUACCUACCACCAAAUGAAAUGUAAUGUCAAUUUGUUGAAAAUUAUCCAGAUUGGUUUUACAUUUUUUGAUGAGGAAGGAAACAGAGCCCAGCCAAUAUCAACAUGGCAGUUUAACUUCAAAUUUUGUCUUGGAGAUGACAUGUAUGCUCAAGAGUCUAUUGAACUUUUACGUAAAUCUGGUAUCCAGUUUGAAAGACAUGAGCGAGAUGGCAUGGACCCUUUUGAUUUUGCUGCUGAAUUAAUUGGAGCUGGUGUAGUUCUGCAGCCCAAUGUUUUUCUUUCUUUUCACAGUGGCUAUGACUUUGGCUAUUUCAUCAAAAUGCUGCAGAACAGUGACCUGGAGGAAGAUGAUGAGGAGUUUUUUUCCAAGCUUCGGUUACACUGUCCUGAUAUUUAUGAUGUGAAAUACUUGAUGAAGUCCUGUAAAGAUCUGAAAGGAGGACUGCAAGAAGUGUCUGACUAUCUCCAAAUUAAAAGAGUUGGACCUCAGCAUCAAGCAGGAAGUGACAGUCUGCUGACAGGAAUGGCUUUUUUUAAAAUGAGAGAGCUCUAUUUUGAGAAUAAUAUUGAAAGAGAGAAAUAUUCAGGACACUUGUAUGGGCUUGGACCUUUUGCUGCCAGUGCUGCAAAUGUGACCAAUGGAUCUGGGUAUGGUGAAUAUGACUCAGCUGCUGACAAUGGCACUCAAGGCACAGCUUCUUGACCAGCUCCAUCUUAUUUGUAGAGAUCAUGCAACAUAUUUCAUCCUUUAAUGUCAGUCAAAUAAACUCAAGCUAGUCACAACUGGAAUGAUAUUUGUGCUUCUUUUGAGUAAUGUUAUGACUCUUAGGAAGUGGUUGACCAGUUGGUCUAGAUAGUUAAGAAAACAUACAAUCUGUCAGUAUAGUAUACUGUAUGUAUAUUAUUGGUUAAGUGAAGAAAUCAUUUUCAAGCUGAUAUUACUGUUAGACCUUUUUUUUUUCUCAUGACAGUCUGAAUUGUAUAGGAGUGGUAUUUGUUAGUAGACUGUCCUUUAGGAAAUAGGUUUCUUAUUGGGCGUUGUAUGUAUAUUAUUAAGUGAAAAAAUAUUAAGAAUUUUUCUAGUAGAUAUUACUCACACCUUUUUUUUUUCCCUUUCAUUGUGUAGGAGUGGUAAUUUAUUCAUUAACUAUCUUUUAGGAAAUAGGUUUCUUAUUGAAUAUUUUGUUGAUGCAAAAGUGGUGAAUACAAAUGGUGCUUAAAUGUGUGUGUGUAUCUUUUUUAAAUUUU